GCCAGUCAGUCAGUGGGUGCCAACUGCACGGGGAGGACGAAGGGCCCUUUCACUCGAGCCCUGUGUGUGAAAUAGGACCUUUUCUAUGUAAAUUUGGAAGCACAUUACACACGAACAUACAUGCGCGCCAUAAGCUGCAUUUGACCAUGGAGACUACUGUGCUGAGGAUCUUCCAUUGCGUGGCCAUUUUGUCUUCCGCGAGCAGUUUGAGGAUUCACCUGCAAGACUCACCUGAGCGACUGGAACCUGAGCUUGAGGAUCGGAUCUUCUCUCACAGACUGAACCAACCCUCCGGGACCUAUCGCGUGCUCCGAAGCCUCCCGCAGCGCUAUGGGCGGGCGGCGGACGAUACCGCGGGCGUGGGUGUGGGCGGGGCAGCCUUCGAACUCACGCUGCCGAUCGACGGGUCCGAGGUCCACCUUGAACUCGAACCGAUAGAUAUUGCUUCUCCGGGACUGACGUUGAGUUUCGCCGACGACCCCACGAGAGAAGUUCCGGUCCCUCAUAACUGCAUGUUUGCCGGGGCGACUGGCAACACCUGGGCCGUUAUGUCAGUCUGUGAUGAGUUGAGUGGUGUGGUUGACCACCUCGGGAAAAGUUACCAAGUGGAAGCAGUGGAGGCGUUAAGCUCUAGAACUCGGAGAGAUGUCGACGGGGAUUCCAGGUACAUCAUCACCAGAAUUGAGACGAAGCUUUCUGAAAACGCAGCCCGCCUCCCAUUCGCCCCACGACAAGCGAAAGACGAAGAGGAAGAAGAAAAAGAAGAAGAAGGAGAAGAAGAGGAAAAAGAAGAAAGCGACGAGGAAGUAUUGCCACGGAGAUGGAAGCGAGCGACAAACACUAAGUACACGGUAGAGUUAGCGGUGUUCGUGGAUCGAGCGCUUUAUAACUAUGUGAAAAAGCGCUACCCGGGCCAGAACCAAGAUCAGAGGACGCUUGAUAUUGUCAUGACUAUUGUUAACGCUGUCCACCGCCUCUACUCAGACAGCUCCCUCGGCCAGUACAAAAUCGCGAUGCUGGUGAAGAAGGUGGAGGUGCUGCCCGCGGGGAAGCCGAGCGAGGCGAAGGGGGACAUCUACUCUUACCUCAAGAACUUCUGUCUGUGGCAGUCCUCGCAGAACCCGAAGAGCAACGCCGAGAAGAGAUGGGACCACGCCCUCCUCCUCUCCGGUCUGGACCUGUGGAACGGGAAGCCGAAGCAGAACUCUACGGUGGGCCUCGCCUACGUCGGGGGAAUGUGUUCUUCGAAGGUCUCUUGCACCAUCAGCGAGGGAACGUCCUUUGCCGCGGCGUACAUUGCGGCGCACGAGAUCGGCCACAACCUGGACAUGCGCCACGACGGGGAUUCGGACGCGUGGCUGUGCAAAGGGAAUCAGUUCCUCAUGUCUUCGGUCAUGUCUUCGGGAGCAACGACUUGGUCUUCGUGCUCCAAGAACGCGCUCGCUGGAUUCAUCUCUUCCGGGAGCGGCAGAUGCUUGACCGCCACCAAAGAGCUGAAUGACCCCAGGAAAGGUCACCGCGGGAAACUGCCAGGGAAGAGGUUUGGUGCCAAUGAGCAAUGCCGCUACAUGUAUGGCGAGGGAUGGGAUUUUUUCUCGUCUCCUGAGAGCCCCUUCAAUAACGUCUGCAAGGAGAUCUGGUGCCGCAACGGACCCAGACUCAGGACUCCCUCUGCCUCGGCUCUCGAAGGAACGCCCUGUGGUCCCCUGAAGAUCUGCAGAAGAAGCAAAUGCAAGAGAGUGGCACCGCUCGAUAAAGACGAAAAGAAGAAACUGAAGGAAAACAAGAAGAAGAAGAAAAAAAAGAAGAAGGAAGAAAAAGAAAAGAAAGAUUCCAAAAAGGUCGUAAAGAAAAAUAAGAACAAGAAAGAUAAGAAGAAAAAGGAAGGGAAAUCGAAGAACAAGAAAGCUAAUGUCGACGAACUGGACCUCACGAAGAAGAAAGGAAAAGUGAAGAAGAAGAAGAAGGAGAAGACGAAAAACGACAACAAAAAGGGCAAAAAACUGACGGUCAACCUCGGAGACCAAACGACGGUGAAAACGAAGGAGAAAAUAUCCAAAAAAUCGAAAAAACCGAAGAAGAACUGGAGGGUCGACACACCAACGCACAUAAUCCUCAAAGAAAGGGUUGGUUAUGUCGAGGGAAAAGGUUAUAAGAUCAGAGUCUUGCGGAUUCGAAAGACGAAGACGAUGAUCGAGGCCGAAGCUAGGAGCGGCAAUGGCGGAGGAGAGAGCAAGAAGAAACGAGUGAAAACUUGUAUAGGAAGGGAUAGGAAAAAGUGCAAGAGGUUAAGGAAGAAGAAGAAAAAGAAGAAUAAAGAACUCGUGAAUACGAUUUUACAGAGAUCUUCCAAUGCAGAUACUCGCUGUCAGUUGCAGAAAGUGAAGAAAGUAAAGGGACAAGGGUGGUGGGUCCGAUUACCUCUUGACUGCCUUGUAAAUCAGUCGACGGGAUAGAAGAAAAGGUAACGGACUCAAAUUUACAUUCUUCUUACAUUAUAUUUAUUUGAGAAACGCAGUUAUGUGUUAUGAAAAAAAAAUCCUGAUACAAGUCCACUCAAUAUACAAAACAGAAAGGAUGUAAAAAUGCCAAUGCUGAAUUAUAAAUUCAUAUCAGAGAUAAAGAUUAAUACAUAAACAUUAAAAAAGUGAAAUGGACGAUUUUCGACACAAUGUCUACAAAAAUCAAACAUAGAAAGGCACUACCGAAGUUAUAUGAGAAAAAGAACACUUCGCCUUUUGUACGUUAUAAAAGUGUGAUUUAAAAAUACUAACAAAUGAACAUGGAAUAAAGACUAAGUAUUAAGACGAAAAAAUAUAUAUAUAGUUAUCUGAGUCAAAUCCAUCACUCGUCGACUUCAAAGUUUUCCCAUUACAUUUUCCAUGAAUCUACAUUUACAGUCAUGUAGUGUUCUUAUUUCAUUAAAAAAAAAUAAUAAUAAAA
Penaeus indicus is the source of this 2943-nucleotide messenger RNA. RefSeq names its product A disintegrin and metalloproteinase with thrombospondin motifs 16-like. Gene Ontology annotation, cellular component: extracellular matrix. The record is from RefSeq and is a predicted model, not a curated record. The transcript is spliced from 12 exons. Gene Ontology annotation, molecular function: metalloendopeptidase activity. Bases 147 to 2456 code for a protein of 769 amino acids. Gene Ontology annotation, biological process: proteolysis; extracellular matrix organization. Lineage: Eukaryota; Metazoa; Arthropoda; Malacostraca; Decapoda; Penaeidae.